This is a messenger RNA of Phlebotomus argentipes, 4337 nucleotides long. RefSeq names its product muscarinic acetylcholine receptor gar-2 (gene mAChR-B). The coding region runs from base 427 to 2559 and encodes 710 amino acids. The record is from RefSeq and is a predicted model, not a curated record. Gene Ontology annotation, molecular function: G protein-coupled serotonin receptor activity; G protein-coupled acetylcholine receptor activity. NCBI's taxonomy places the organism in Eukaryota, Metazoa, Arthropoda, Insecta, Diptera, Psychodidae. Gene Ontology annotation, biological process: chemical synaptic transmission; G protein-coupled receptor signaling pathway, coupled to cyclic nucleotide second messenger; adenylate cyclase-inhibiting G protein-coupled acetylcholine receptor signaling pathway. The transcript has 5 exons. Gene Ontology annotation, cellular component: plasma membrane; dendrite; synapse.
UUUCGGUGCUUUCAUCAAUACAUAAAGUUAUACUUUAGUUUUCACAUUCUAUCUCUCUCCCUCUCUCGUUUUAAUGACAAAGAGGAAAGUGUGACUGACAAUACAUUACGAGUUACUAAGAGAAUAUUAAAUAGAGUAGCGAGUAAAGAAUCGGGACGAAAUUAAAAAAUUCCCAACUUGGUAUAGUCACAUUUUUCCCCGUGAUAUACACUUGCAAGUGGAAAGAGAUCCGUCAAAGUUACACAACAUCACCAUCGCGGGAGGAAAAGGAAAACCACUAUGACUGCCUCAUGGUGCAGCAGAUGACAUGUGGGAUUGAAGAUGUGGCACUAGUUGGGGUGAGAGAAGACAUCGAGAGUUGGCCGGAGGGAAGUAUCAGCGACGCUGCGCGAGAUUAAAAUCCGUUGGCGACAUAAAGCGAUAGAGAUGGACACGGGAAACCUCGUUCUGGAGGCUGUUGCCGCCGGUGUCAAUGCCACAGACUACGUCAAUCGAACAGCACCCAUUUACUCCAUAAAUCCCGACUUUAUUUCACAAUGGAAACUGAAGAAAAAACAGGAGAGAAUCUGUCGAGCUCUGUACAAGCGCUUCAUCAAUUUCCCAGCAUGUCAGCGCCUUCUCGGUCUUCCGGUGUAUCGGCCCAUGUACGAUGGUGGAGAUCUGUAUCCCUGGACGAAUAAUGACAGCAUGAUCGACUGGAGUUACUUCAACAUCAGCCUCAAUGGCCAGUUCGACGAGGGUUUGUGGAAUGCAACGACACAGCUUAUGACGACACCAAAGCCCAAUGGGCCUGUUCCUGUCUUGGCGCCCUUCGAGCUCUGGCAGACCAUCUUCAUCGCCAUCUGCCUGGCGCUGUGCAUCAUCCUCACUGUGGGCGGAAACACCCUGGUGCUGCUCGCCUUCAUGGUGGACCGCAGCAUCCGACAGCCCAGCAACUACUUCAUCGCAUCGCUCGCCUGCACUGACAUGCUCAUAGGAACCGUCUCCAUGCCCUUCUACACGGUGUACGUGCUGAUGGGCUACUGGGAUCUUGGUCCUCUGCUCUGUGAUCUGUGGCUCUCCGUGGACUACACAGUGUGCCUCGUGUCUCAGUACACCGUCUUACUGAUCACGAUAGAUCGCUUCUGCUCAGUGAAGAUCGCCGCCAAAUAUCGCAGCUGGCGUACGAAGCAGAAGGUGAUCUGGAUGGUGACAAUCACAUGGAUCAUUCCAGCGCUCCUCUUCUUCAUCUCCAUUUUCGGAUGGGAGCACUUUGUAGGCUAUCGCGACUUGCUGCCAGGUCAGUGUGCCGUACAGUUCCUCAAGGAUCCCGUGUUCAACACUGCCUUAAUCAUCGGCUACUACUGGACCACGCUGGUUGUGCUGUUCGUCCUUUACGGUGGCAUUUACAAGACAGCAUAUGAAAUGCAGAAGAAGAGUGAGGCGAAGCAGCGAAAGAUGCAGUCCAUGGUAGCGCUCAGUGCUGGCGCUAUGACGGGAAUGGCGGGCAGAGCGGCUGGAAUUGGCAUCUCCAAGACCCAGAGCACACUCUUGAGCCAGGACAAGCCGAAGGCCCUACCGAGUGUCACGCAGACAUCCACAGUUCCGCAGUCAUCGUCCUCCUCAUCGAAUCAGGUAAACUUUGGGGAGGAGCCCACGAAGAAGGCGCCCAAGGAGCCGAAGGAGAAGCGCCAGGGAAAGGAGCCAAAUGAGGGUGACAAGAGCGAGAGGUCCAGCAGUCCGGCCUUUGAUUCGGACGACGACAGCUCUGCACAGCAGCAACAACAGCAGGAGCGCACGAAGAAGGUGCAGCAGGAGAGGAAGCGCUCCUCCAUUGCCGGUCUCAUGGUGGGUGUUCAUGCUCCAGUAUUGGCCACGCGGGUCAAUGGCGCCAUCGGACAGAAAACUUCCGACGUCCCGAAGAAGACACCGUCGCCUUUAACGCCAAAUUUGCCUCGAAUUCAGGAGACGAGCCUUCUCGACACCCAGCAAGCCGGACAAACCCUCAUUCGUGCCACGGCGCAGCUCCAGCCCACCGAUCACGCCAAGUACCACACUGCCGUCUCGGUGGACCGGCCCGACCAGAAGCCGGUCACGUCCAUCGUCCAGGACGCCGCGGCGUGCCAGAUCGACGCCCAGAAGGCUGAGUCAACGAAGUCCUCCACGGACGCGGCGACGCCCAGUGUCUCGGCGGCGCCCGAGCCACCGUCUUCCGACUCCAAACGCCGCGGGGACUUCAUCCGCUCCAUCGGCAAGCGCCUCAAGGGCAAGAAGAAGUCCCCCGGCGGCCCCGGAGCCGGUCGGCAGAAGUCCAAGUCGGAGAACCGAGCGCGCAAGGCCUUUCGCACAAUCUCCUUCAUUCUGGGCGCCUUCGUGGCCUGCUGGACACCCUAUCAUGUGCUGGCGCUCGUCGAGGGCUUCUGCAAAUCCCCACCGUGCACCAAUGAGCACCUGUACAUGUUCUCGUACUUCCUCUGCUACGCCAACAGUCCCAUGAACCCCUUCUGCUACGCCCUGGCCAAUCAGCAGUUCAAGAAGACCUUCACGCGAAUCCUCAAGGGAGACUUCCACAUGACCUAAGCUUUCUUCCCCGCUUUCGCUUUUCACCUCUAUGACUCUCUAUUCGAACGGCAAUACUGCAAUUCCCCUCGCUUAGUCUCAUGCAACUCUAAAUUCAUCUUUGCUUUCAGAGAAACUUCCCGCUUUAUCCUUUUCCCCCUUUCUUACAUCACUGCUUAUCACAUUGGAGUGAACUCCAUGAGGAGGAUUUUCGAAAGACAGACAGAGAGAGAGAGAAAAAAGAGGAAAGGAGAGAAAAUUCAUAUUGAUAGACAAUAAUUAAUUAGGAUUUUAUCAAUAUUUGUAGCUAAUGAAAUAUUUGACAUUAUUAUGGAAAUAUCGCUUAGGUCAUUUUUGUAGACACUCUUAUCAUAAUUAGGAAAAGGAAAGGGACGAGGAGAAUAAGGAGAGGUAGAAAAACGUAUAAAUUCUUAGUGCAUACUAUAGUAUCUGUAACUCAAUGUAGCGCAAGUCGCAAGCUAGUCAUUUGAAACUCAUGCAAUAUCGUGAGAGACAUCUGAAACUUAUACAUAUAUAGUGUACAUUCUUUACUACCAAAGAGCGGCUGCUUUGUGCACUUUUACUAAGUGAGAAAAUAACUAUAUUGUACUUGUGAGUGGAACAUUUUCAAUACUAUUCACUAAAAUGUAUGAUGCGAUAUUUAAUGUGAAAUUCGUAAAGUGUAUAUAAUAGUUUAGCGACCUUUUUCCAUUUCUGAGACGAUUUCCCGCAAUGACAGAGAAUUCUUCGUGGAAAUUGAAAAGAUCUGAUAUAAUUUUAGAAAAUAUUCUCCUGCAAUUUCUCCACACCUAAAUGAGCCCCAAAUUAAUGGGGAAAUUGCAGAAGAUUGAAAUUUGACAUCAAUAGAAUAUGUGCUGUUCAUUGAGACAAAGAAGACAAUUAAGUGGCACAUCAAAUGGAUGUGAUUGUAAAUAUACAUAUAGAUUGAGAAUCAUUAUAUUGUGCAACUGUUGAGCAAGAGUCGCUUUGAUAUACUUCCAGAGGAUGAUUUGUUUCUCUGAUCAAAUACAAUAACGUUUUCUCAUUAACAUAUCAUUUCAUCUUAGACGUACAAUUACAAUAUAUUUUUAUAUAAGACUUGAAAUGAGUGGACAUUUUACAGCAAGUGCGUGAAAUAUGCAAUUAAGAAUGCCAUAAAUCAGCUCAUAAUGUGCAUGCUGAUAGUGAAGAGAAGUUACUUGAUGGCUGAUGUGAGACCAUCCCAAAUGAUACUUAGGAGUCAUCAAUCUCGCACGUGAAUAAAAGGAAAUCGUAUGAAAUGUCUUUAGAAAAAUGAAGAAAAUCUAUCAUCUUAAUCAUUUUUUUUGCCAAUAUGAGAACAUUUUCUCCUUGUAGCAUUUAACAGAUGAGAAAGGAGAGAAUAAAUAUUUGUUAGGACAAAAUGAUGGAGAAAAAAAAACACUUUAAUGUAUAAGCCAUGAACAAACAAAAAAAAGAAGACAAUAGCAAUGCUGCAAAAGAAAUGCAAGAAAAAAAAUCUGAGGAAGAAACAAGUGGCAUUUAAAUGCGAUUUAAAUCAAAUUUCUUACUGUAGAUAAAGAGAGAAAGGGGAGGAAAAAAUCACUAUAUAGACAAAACCACAUUCCCUAAACAUGAUGGAUGAGAAAGGGAAGAUUUUCGCAGUUUAUUAAAUUUACCGGACACACACACACACAUGAGGUUAGCUGAAAGCUCUCUAUGACGAAGGCGUGUGUAGACAGAAGAGUGUUGCUGCUUGCAAGAGCCAGCGCAAGUGGAUCAAAUAAAGGAAUGUUAAUCAAUUAUUUGUGGUGCAUAAG